Messenger RNA from Paramuricea clavata, 2882 nucleotides. The record is from the annotation of a GenBank genome assembly. NCBI's taxonomy places the organism in Eukaryota, Metazoa, Cnidaria, Anthozoa, Malacalcyonacea, Plexauridae.
AUGGAGUUCACUGACCUGAAUUCACAUGAGGAUGAUAUAAGUCAAUAUUUAGAUGGUUGGGAACAAGUAUUUGAAUCAAUUCUGGAAUUGCUAGUUGAUUAUGAACAAAAUCGCUAUACGUUCAGCAUUGAUGUAAGGGAGAACAUUUUGACCAGAAUGGAGUCUGUGAUUGUUGUAAUUCAGCAAGUUUUAAGUGUGUCAGCUGUUAGAAAUCUCGAAUGUGCUCCAUUUCUCGAGGAACUUCUCAGAAACAUACGUGCCUUGUAUUUAGACUGGACUAGAUAUGGAACGGAUUCUCGGUGUACGAAUGUUGCCAUUUAUUCUCUCCAAUGUCCACCUGUCAUCCGAACGGUAACACCAGGCAGGCCUAGACUGGAUAUACGAGAAGAUGUAUUGAUUCAGUUGAGAUCGUUUGGUUUUACGUGGAAAAACAUAUCUCAAAUGUUGCUUGUUUCAAGAUGGACUAUUAGAUGAAGAGUAAUAGAAUAUGGCAUUCAGGAGAUUACCGGAUAUUCAAAUAUAUCGGAUGAGGAACUGGACAUUAUUGUUAGGGAAUUUAGCGGACAACAUGGAUCACUUGUUGGUUGCUCAAUCGUGAAUGGUCAUCUGAGAUCACUUGGGCUUAGGUUACAGCGACAAAGAGUAAGAGAAAGUCUUGCACGUGUAGAUCCCACAAAUACACAUAUAAGAUGGGCGAUUGUAGUUUCCAGGAGAGCUUACUCAGUCCCGGGGCCAAACAGUUUAUGGCACAUAGAUGGCCAUCACAGCCUCAUUACUUGGGGCUUUGUUAUUCAUGGGGGCAUAGAUGGGUUCUCAAGACUGAUUGUAUUCUUGAAAUGUUCAACAAACAACCAUUGUGAAACUGUAGAGCAGUGCUUUGUUUCUCCCGUUGAACAGUAUCAGUGGCCCUCAAGAACAAGAACUGAUCAUGGGGGAGAGAAUACAAGAGUUUGGCAGCUCAUGGAAGAGAGAAGAGGUGCCAACAGGGGUAGCUACAUAGCUGGUACAUCAGUGCACAAUCAAAGGAUUGAGAGACUCUGGCGAGAUGUAUUUUGUGUUGUGUGCCAUAUGUUUUAUUACACAUUCCAAGCCAUGGAGGAGUCUGGUAUCCUUCACCGUGACAACAGGUUACACAUGUUUGUGUUGCAUUUGAUAUAUACUCCAAGAAUAAACAGAGCACUCGAAUCAUUUGUUUCAGCCUGGAAUCAACAUACAAUGCGCACAGAGCGAAAUUGGUCCCCUCUUCAAAUGUGGACUAAUGGCAUGUUAGAUAUCAGAAACCACCAACUAUCAGCAGUUGCAAAUGUUGCUGAUUCAGAAACUGGUCUUGAUGACCUUGAAUGGUUUGGAUUUGAUCCAUAUGCACCAACACCAGAUGAUGAAGGGCUAACUACAGUUGUGGUAGAUGACGUUAAUAUAGAUGUGGAAGACCAUAUUCUCAACCAGCUCAUAAACAACACAAAUCCCUUACAGAACUCAGACAGUUUUGGUAUUUAUUUGUGUCAAGAUAGAUAGAAAACUUUAUUUAACCACGCUAACCCCGUCAACCGAAGCUGAUUUCCACAGGGGGCGUGUAUAGAAGAAAUUACAGAAGUAUAAAAUUUAGAAUAAUUAUUUACAAAAUAUUAGAAAUAGUAUUAAAUAGGUAAAGUAUAGUACCGGUACUUAGUAAGUUAGUCUGCGGGAACAUCUAUUUACAAUUACUAUUAAUGUGAGUAGCGAUUUUAUUCCUAAAAGAGGCAAAGGAUUUGCUUUCUCUAAUUUCCUUCGGAAUAGAAUUCCAAAGGUAGGCUCCGUCAUACAUGAAACUCUUUUUCAUGCUAUUUGUACGCGGUUUAGGUAAGCAAAGACUACUCGAAAUAUCCUGAAGAUUGCAGUUUGUCAUCUCACCUUUAUAUGUGAAAAGAUUAGUGAGUGACUCCGGACCCAUUUUAUUUAAUAUUUUGUACAUUAAUUUUGCUUUAGCUUUUUGUCUUUCCGUUUUGAGUGGCACCCAGCUCAAUGCUUGUAAAGCAACAGAAUGUUCUGUGUCAUUGCUCAUAUUCAUGAUAAUUCGAGCAGCUCUAUUUUGGAGUUUUUGGAGUCGCUUUGAUUGUGUUUCCCCAAACACAUCCCAUACUUCACAACAAUAAUCGAAGUAUGGCCGAACAAUUGCAUUAUAUACAGAAAUAAGAGUUUGUCUAUCAGUAAACUCUUUUAAACGCCAAAGAGCCGAUAUUCCUGCUGUUAUUUUCUUACAAAUAUUGUCAGUAUUACUUUUCCAAGACAAAUGCUGGUCAACUGUCACUCCAAGAGUUUUACAUUCAUAAACUUGUUUAAUUGGUUUGUUUUCAAUUUCAAUAUUAGGUUGUGAAUUUGAAACACUUUUGAUCAUUGGCUUCGAACCAAUUAACAUAAAUUCGGUCUUAGCUACAUUUAGGCUAAGUUUAUUGGCAAUUAACCAUUUUCUAAGGUUUUCCAAAUCAGAGUUCACUGCAGUCUCAAGGUGAGGUAUAGAAUCUCCUGUAGCGGUUAGAUUUGUGUCAUCAGCAAACAACCGAGGUUUUGUAUUAUUUAGACAUUGAGGCAAAUCAUUAAUAUAUAUUAGAAAGAAUAGUGGCCCAAGAAUAGAGCCUUGUGGUACACCACAUUUGAUCGAUUUUUCUGAUGAAAUGGAUCCUUUUAUUUGGCAUUUCUGUUUUCGAUUUGUGAGGUAAGAUUUAAGAAAGGUCAAAGCUUUUCCUUUUAUUCCAUGAAGUUCCAACUUUCUUAACAGAAUUUGAUGAUCAACAGUAUCAAAUGCUUUUUUCAGGUCAAUUAAGACUACAAAGUUAAACAUUUUUCUGUCUAAGUUCAUAAACCAGUCAUUAGUACAGUCGAGUAAUGCUGUAGCUGUAGAGUGA